Messenger RNA from Suillus plorans, 813 nucleotides. RefSeq lists its product as uncharacterized. Bases 1 to 636 code for a protein of 211 amino acids. The record is from RefSeq and is a predicted model, not a curated record. The transcript has 4 exons. NCBI's taxonomy places the organism in Eukaryota, Fungi, Basidiomycota, Agaricomycetes, Boletales, Suillaceae.
AUGGGUUUGAACCCUGCACUCGCAGCCAUUCUCAUUUGGCGGCUUUAUGCCAUAUGUGAUCAAUCCAAGCUCCUACUUUAUGUUCUGGUGGGAUUGUUCUUGCCUAUCGUUGCCCUCUCGAUUGGGACGGACAUCUAUCUAUACAGUCGACGUAGCGCGUUCUCCGUGAAAGAAAUCAUAACUCCAAACGCCAAGUACUGCACCCUUUCCUUCAACAUCGGACCUAUGCCUGCGAUCUAUACUUCCAUUCCGAUUGUGUGCUAUGAUAUCUUACUAGUUGUUCUUGCGGCUGCCAUCCUCGCGAGGCACCUUAAGGAACAGAGGGAAACUCACAUGAGGAUUAAUACAUACAUGGUUAUGAUCGUUCGGUAUCAUAUCCUGUACUUUGCCCUGAAUUUGACAAACCAGAUCUUGUUGGUGGUAUUAUGGGCUCAUAUUCCGACCCCGGCAAUGAGCCUCUCAGAGCUUUUCAACGAUACCGCGCCAUUUAUUCUCGCACCCCGUCUCAUCAUCAGUAUUUGGGAUACGCAUGCCAAGGAUGACUGUGUAGAAGUUAGUACGACGUUCGAGGACUGUGUAUGUUUCACUUCUCCACCGAGGUUCGAGCAGCACGAGAUGGUCUCCAUCGUCGUAUAAUUCUGGCAUGCUGGUUCCUCAGCAUAAAGACAGAAAUGAUUUGGUUAGAGCGAGGCGGCCAAUUUUCUUUGGACGCCUCGCCUGGGCCUGAUAGUGUAGUGGUUACCUUGAUCUAUUGAAAAUGACAUGUAGACCGAAUGAUGCAACAUCAAUAUGGUUCCCCGCAGGUACCAGUGC